This is a messenger RNA of Hydatigera taeniaeformis, 634 nucleotides long. The record is from the annotation of a GenBank genome assembly. NCBI's taxonomy places the organism in Eukaryota, Metazoa, Platyhelminthes, Cestoda, Cyclophyllidea, Taeniidae.
UCCUUUAAUGGCCUCCCGUGCAGUUAAAUUGGGUAAAAAGGUGAAAGCUACAGCAACAUUAGUGAGACAUCCUCCCUUUAUCAAAAUAUAUAUCCCUGCACAGCAAGCGAAACCUGCUCCUCCUCUUGGUCCACAGUUGGGAAAGCGCAACAUAAACAUUGCUAAUUUCUGCAAAGACUUCAAUGAGCGCACACAGCACAUCAAACCUGGGGUCCCCAUCCCCUGCACCGUCAUUGUCAAUCCUGACAGGACCUAUCAAUUACAAAUAUCGCAUCCUCCCUCCCAAUAUCUUCUUCGCAUGGCUGCUGGCACUAAAAAGGGUGCUGCUACCCCUGGUACGGAAGUGUCUGGUCAAUUGACACUAAAGCAUAUAUAUGAGAUCGCUUUGUUGAAGAGCGAAGAUGCGGCGCUGCGCACAACGUCAUUGCAGGGCAUCUGCGCCAGUCUGAUCUCUGAGGCGCAUCGCGUUGGAAUUGAAGUACUCUCACGUGAGGAGGAGGCAUUAACUCGUGGAGACCCUGCGUCGGCCACCGCUGCUUACGCGGAGUUUCUGCGCCGUCGUGACGAGGAAGUAGCACAGCGGAAGAAGGCUCUAGAGGAAAAGAAGCAGGCCAAGAUGAUGCGUGUCUCCUAG